Hypoxylon trugodes is the source of this 2097-nucleotide messenger RNA. Its product is annotated as vacuolar fusion protein MON1. The record is from RefSeq and is a predicted model, not a curated record. Gene Ontology annotation, biological process: protein targeting to vacuole; vesicle-mediated transport. The transcript has a single exon. The coding region runs from base 183 to 2012 and encodes 609 amino acids. Gene Ontology annotation, cellular component: fungal-type vacuole membrane; Mon1-Ccz1 complex. Lineage: Eukaryota; Fungi; Ascomycota; Sordariomycetes; Xylariales; Hypoxylaceae.
CUAAUUCUCACUAAUUCCCAUCGCCGAACUUCUCAACUUUCAUCCCUUUACAUAACUUAAUUUCAUCUUUUUACAAUAAAUGAUUGUGAUAUGGCGAGCUUCAGUUGACCUUCGUCGGAACUCACCGUUUGAUUUACUAUUAGAAUGAUGAUACAACCAAUCAUUGUGGAAACUGAGGCACAAUGGGCACGGAGAAUGCUGGCUCAUCCAGCGCUUCCGCCGCUCAAGGCGAAGAGCAGCCUCCUCCUUUACCCCCUCGACCUUCAUCAAAAUCGGAAGAUGGAUCAGCUACGGCAAUAAUAGAGAGGCCAAAUUUGCAAUCGAAACCGACUACCGCAAUUUCGUCUAUGAACAUUCAAACACUUUCAUUUCCUGAUGGAUCACGUGGUACAUUCUCAACAGCCACUGGUGAUAACACCGCCGGCACCGAACAAACAUCUACGGCAGCUGAUACCGGAGCGGCAAGCAUUGGAUUCAACCCGAUUAUUAAUGAAAUAGACGAUUCUAUGAGUGUGAUGAGUCUUGCCCCAACCUUACGGCCACCCGGUGAUUUGGAAAGUCUACUUGUUGGGGAUAUGAGCAAGAAAAGUCCCGCUUGGACCCUUUUACGCUCACAGUCUGCGGCCGUGCCACCAUUUGAAGCCAUCAGAAUUGAGGAAGACACGGCCCUUGCCGAUUUCGCCCGCGAAUUCGACGAUAUACCGGAUGAAUCCGAAAAGAAUUGGAACGACGAGGAUAGACUAAAACUUUGGAAAUCCAAGUUAAAGCAUUUCAUGAUUUUGUCCUCAGCGGGCAAGCCGAUUUACAGUAGACAUGGCGAUUUAGGGCUGAUUAACUCAUCGAUGGGGGUUGUACAAACUAUUAUCUCGUUCUAUGAAGGUGCAAAGAACCCUCUUCAGGGUUUCACGGCUGGAAACACGCGGUUUGUUAUCGUGACAGAAGGUCCUCUCUAUUUUGUCGCCAUAAGUAGGCUCGGGGAAAGCGAUUCUCAAUUGAGGGCUCAACUUGACGCUCUCUAUAUGCAAAUCUUAUCUACUCUAACACUCCCAACCCUGACCAACAUCUUCGCAAAUCGACCAUCUACAGAUCUCCGAAAGCCUCUGCAAGGAACAGAGACUCUACUUUCUUCGUUGGCCGAUAGUUUUACACGAGGAUCUCCGUCUGCUCUUCUAGGGGCUUUGGAAUGCCUAAGGCUUCGAAAGUCCCAUCGACACGCUAUUAAUAAUGCGUUCUUAAAGACCCGAACCGAAAAACUGCUAUACGGUUUGAUAGUUGCAGGCGGAAAGCUUGUUAGUGUAAUCCGGCCACGUCGCCAUUCUCUUCAUCCUAGCGACUUACAGCUCAUCUUCAACAUGUUAUUCGAAUCCGGGGGUGUCAAAGCCGGAGGUGGUGAAAAUUGGAUCCCACUCUGCUUACCGGCCUUCAACAAUCGCGGCUAUUUGUAUAUGUAUGUCAGUUUUCUAGAUGUCGAUCCGGAAUCCGAUAGAGACAUGAGCGCUGUUGGGGAAGAGAUUGCGAUCAUCUUAAUAAGUCCGGACAAGGAGAGCUUUUUCGCUCUACAACAAAUGCGAGAUGACGUUGUGGCUGAACUGAAGAAAAGAGGACACCUUGAUAUUAUUAAAACCACAGCUCAGCAAGGGCGUCCAAAAAUUAACGAAAUUGCACCGGGAACGCACGUCAGCCACUUUCUGUUCAAGUCAAGGGCCAACGUCCAAUUCUGCAUGCCAUCGCUUCUCCCCGCUUUUAGUAGUCUCCUCUCACAUCGGAGACUCAUGUCACUUUACCACAGCCUGCAUUCGACAUUACACGCUAAGCAUACUCAUGUGAAGGUGCUACAUUGCGUCGGAGAGGACAGCACUUCUCUUGCAUGGAUUACACCUAUAUUCGAGUUCUAUUGCGUUGCAGGACCCAACGCCUCUCGAGCCGUCAUGACGCAAGGAGCAAAUAAAAUCAUUCAGUGGGCGAAACGUGAGGAGGAACGACUAUUUAUUAUAGGUGGAGGAGUAUUCUAAUUCCUAGACCUCAUAUCCAUUCCCAUUCCCAUUCAACCAUCCGCAUUGCGAUACUUGCCCGGCGCUUCGCUGGAGCACUAGAUAU